UAUCACACCACCUUAAGACUAACAGUCACAACUAGCACAAUGACUCUCCACACCAAUCUCAACUUCUUCUUUGUGAUCUUCUUUCUCUUCAUUAUCUACCCCUCUACCUUCACUGCAUCAUCACUUUCUCAUUCUAAACCUGAAGAUGAAGAGUUUGGCUACACAGAAGGAAGUAGAAAUGGGCCAGAUAAUUGGUGGCGUCUCAACCCAAAAUGGAGAGUAUGUGGGAAAGGAAAACGACAAUCUCCCAUUGAUCUCUCAGACAAAGUGGUGCACGAGUUUCCUCAACUGGGUAACCUCCAAAAAUAUUACAAACCAGCUCCUGCUCUUCUCAAGAACAUGGGUCAUGUCAUCAUGGUGAAAUGGAAUGGGAAUGCAGGGCAGCUUAACAUAAAUGGAACUUACUACAAACUGGUUCAAUGUCAUUGGCACACACCUUCAGAGCACACGUUCAAUGGAACAAAGUUUGAGCUGGAACUUCAUGCAGUCCAUCAAAACUCUAAAGGAGAGAUUGCUGUUAUUGGAAUAUGGUAUAAAAUUGGUCGUCCUGAUCGCUUGCUUUCAAAGCUUCUGAAGGAGUUAAAAUCACUUGGUGAGAAGGAUAUAGAUUUAGGAGUUAUUAACCCAGGAAUGAUGGAGUUAGGCAGAAAGUACUACAGAUACGUUGGUUCUCUUACAACUCCACCAUGCACUGAAGGUGUUGUUUGGACAAUAGUGAAGAAGGUGAAGACAGUAUCAAGGAAGCAGUUGAGAGCACUGAAAGAAGCUGUUCAUCAUGGAUAUGAGAAUAAUGCAAGGCCAACGCAGGAACUUCAUGGAAGACAAGUUUGGUUAUACAACCAUAAGACUUAAAUGUGUGUAUAAAGAUGUGAUAGGUAGUUUCUUUGAUUUGUUUGUUUUUGCUGGAAUAGGAGAUAAUAUAAUGAGAACUUGUAAUUUUCAGUGAGAGCAAUUGGCAAUAAAAAUAUUAUCUUGGAUACA
Messenger RNA from Vigna angularis (adzuki bean), 981 nucleotides. RefSeq names its product alpha carbonic anhydrase 4. The record is from RefSeq and is a predicted model, not a curated record. NCBI's taxonomy places the organism in Eukaryota, Viridiplantae, Streptophyta, Magnoliopsida, Fabales, Fabaceae. The coding region runs from base 40 to 852 and encodes 270 amino acids. The transcript is spliced from 7 exons. Gene Ontology annotation, molecular function: zinc ion binding; carbonate dehydratase activity.